CGCGGCGUCUCUUCCCGCCCCGCUUCCCCUUCCCUCCCCUCCCCUCCCCGCGCCGCGCGCUGGCCCGGGGCGGCUCCGCAGCCCGCCGGGAGCUCCGACCGAGGCGCCUCGCUGGGGCGGGGACCUUGGUUCGCCUGGGGCCAUUUCAUAAUUCUGAAUCAUGUCUGAUAACGGAGAACUGGAAGACAAGCCUCCAGCACCUCCUGUGCGAAUGAGCAGUACCAUUUUUAGCACUGGAGGCAAAGACCCUUUGUCAGCCAAUCACAGUUUGAAACCUUUGCCUUCUGUUCCAGAGGAGAAAAAGCCCAGGAAUAAAAUCAUCUCCAUAUUCUCAGGCACAGAGAAAGGAAGUAAAAAGAAAGAAAAGGAACGGCCAGAAAUUUCUCCUCCAUCUGAUUUUGAACACACUAUCCAUGUUGGCUUUGAUGCUGUUACUGGAGAAUUCACUGGCAUGCCAGAACAGUGGGCUCGAUUACUACAGACCUCCAAUAUCACCAAACUAGAGCAAAAGAAGAAUCCUCAGGCUGUGCUAGAUGUCUUAAAGUUCUACGACUCCAACACAGUGAAGCAGAAAUAUCUGAGCUUUACUCCUCCUGAGAAAGAUGGCUUCCCUUCUGGAACACCAGCAUUGAAUGCCAAGGGAUCAGAAACAUCAGCAGUAGUGACAGAGGAAGAUGAUGAUGACGAAGAAACUGCUCCUCCUGUUAUUGCCCCACGACCAGAUCAUACAAAAUCAAUUUACACACGGUCUGUAAUUGACCCUGUUCCUGCACCAGUUGGUGAUUCAAAUGUUGAUGGUGGUGCCAAGUCUUCAGACAAACAGAAAAAGAAGACUAAGAUGACAGAUGAAGAGAUUAUGGAGAAAUUAAGAACUAUUGUGAGCAUAGGUGACCCUAAGAAAAAAUAUACAAGAUAUGAAAAAAUUGGACAAGGGGCUUCUGGUACAGUUUUCACUGCUACUGAUGUUGCAUUGGGACAGGAGGUUGCUAUCAAACAGAUUAAUUUACAGAAACAGCCAAAGAAGGAAUUGAUCAUUAAUGAGAUUCUGGUGAUGAAAGAAUUAAAAAAUCCCAACAUAGUUAACUUCUUGGACAGUUACCUGGUAGGAGAUGAAUUGUUUGUGGUAAUGGAGUACCUUGCUGGUGGGUCACUUACUGAUGUUGUAACAGAAACCUGCAUGGAUGAAGCACAGAUUGCUGCUGUAUGCAGAGAGUGUUUACAGGCAUUGGAGUUUUUACAUGCUAAUCAAGUGAUCCACAGAGAUAUCAAAAGUGACAAUGUACUUUUGGGAAUGGAAGGAUCAGUUAAACUUACUGACUUUGGUUUCUGUGCCCAGAUCACUCCUGAGCAGAGCAAACGCAGUACCAUGGUCGGAACACCAUAUUGGAUGGCACCAGAGGUGGUUACACGGAAAGCUUACGGCCCUAAAGUUGAUAUAUGGUCUCUGGGUAUCAUGGCUAUUGAGAUGGUAGAAGGAGAGCCUCCAUACCUCAAUGAAAAUCCCUUGAGGGCCUUGUACCUAAUAGCAACUAAUGGAACCCCAGAACUUCAGAAUCCAGAAAAACUUUCCCCAAUAUUUCGGGAUUUCUUAAAUCGAUGUUUGGAAAUGGAUGUGGAAAAAAGGGGUUCAGCCAAAGAAUUAUUACAGCAUCCUUUCCUGAAACUGGCCAAACCACUGUCUAGCUUGACACCAUUGAUCAUGGCAGCUAAAGAAGCAAUGAAGAGUAACCGUUAACAUCACUGCUGUGGCUGCAUAUUCUUUUUUCCCUUUUCUAAAAGAAGCCUUUUAGUAUAUGAAAAUUAUUACUCUUUCUGGGGUUUAAAGAAAUGGUCUGCAUAACCUGGAUGAAAGAAGCAAAUGACUAUUCUCUGAAGACAACCAAGAGAAAAUUGCAAAAAGAAAAUUAUGACUUCCAUGUGAACCCCUUCUUGAGGGUCCAGAAGGAAUUGUGGACUGAAUCACUAGCCUUAGGUCUUUCAGCAAACAGCCUAUCAGAGCCAUUUAUCAUGAGUGAGAUUUGCGUUUUACUUUGCUGACUUUGUUGUAAUAGAUCCCAUUCAUUGUCCCAUUUGGGGUAUUUCUAAUACUUGAAUGGCAGAUUCGAGUUUUUCAGAGUAUUUGUUUCAUCUGCUACUCUUUCUCUCCUUCAUAGCUUUCCUUUUCCUUAAUUUCCUGCUUUUGAGUUUCUCAUGCCUAGGCAAGUGUAAUAGAAAUUAUGUAGCUCCUUAUGUUGGCAAAGGAGCUCUAUAUAGUUUCACUUUGUGUAAAAGUUAGGACCAGCUGUUGUUACAUGUAAUAUUUUAGUUCAGAACUUGACCUGAAGGAAGGGAAGAAAAGUAUGUGAUUUUUACCUUUUUUAACAAAUGUGAAGAAGCCAGUUUUAGAAAUUUUGUGGUAUUAAGUUUGGCAUUUGUUACAUGUAUAGAGAGAAGACUAAUAAUCUAUAUUUAUAACUAAAUCAUUGAGAUAGAAAAAGAUUCCCAUUGACUAUAGAAUUCUUCCAAUUUUGUCUUCCCUUCUGCCUGUUUUCUCUUCAGGUUUGGCUCUAGGAGCCAAAGUGAUUUGUUCUUGUUCCAACCUGGGCUUUAUGACUUUGGUUAGUGCCACUACCUUCCUCUUCUCUCCUUUUUCCCCUUCAUUUUGGAAAUAAAUUUCUGUAUAUGUUGCAA
Molecule: messenger RNA, 2670 nt
Organism: Callithrix jacchus (white-tufted-ear marmoset)
Lineage: Eukaryota; Metazoa; Chordata; Mammalia; Primates; Cebidae
Source: RefSeq, a predicted model, not a curated record